AUGGCAACUCCAUCCCCAGUGCCGUCGAGCUUGUCACCUCCGCUGACUGUGGAUAUCGAAAUCAACCAUAAUGGGGUUAUUACAGUCAUCGCUUCUUUUUCGUUAUUUUUAGUCCUGGGAUCUCUAGGGAUUCGUGUGUAUUCUGCAUACAGUAGAAGAGUCCGUCAGUUGGAUGAUUUGACUUUCGCAGCGACUGUGGCUGGGUACAGUGCAGAUAUCCUCUAUAUCGCGAUAUUAUCUUCUUCAAAAGCGUCAACAGCACUUUUUUACCGGACCAUUACUCUCCGUAGCUCGAUAUGGAUGACCUACACUCUUCUCACAGUUACUCUACUCUGUGCGCCUGUGGCUAUAGUCUUGCUGGCAGUCCGUUGUGAUCAACACCCGUGGCGUGACAUCAGCAAACAAUGUUCAGUUCUGUUUCCUCACUGGCAGGCCAUCACAGGCUUGGAUAUUACUUUUGAAAUCAUUCUUUUACUCUAUCCCAUCCGCGCAAUAAUGCGACUGCAGACGACACUGAGCAACAAAGUCAUCGUAAUUCUGGUGCUUAGUUGUCGAGUCCUUAUCCCUCUCGACGCGAUCCACCUCCAUUACAUGAGCCAACAAGUCAAUUCGCCAGAUCCAACACUCGAAGGAACCUUCGCUACUGUAGUGGCAGAACUCCACGUGGCAUUCAGUGUUAUUGUACUGACGGCACCAUUAAUGAAGCCAUUCGUUGCAGCCUACGUGGACGAGAACGGACUGGCCUAUACCGACGACGCGUCCAAGUCACGAACCAAUAAUAAACUCACACCACACUCCGAUCGAUCGAAUGCGACGUAUCCCGGGUUGCGGACGAGUAAUUCUCCGGCGAAAAAUCGCAUCAUGAAAAGCAUUGAAAUAUCUGUGGAUCACGAUGAUGUGGAGCUUUUGGAGAGACGAUGA
Messenger RNA from Penicillium egyptiacum, 921 nucleotides. Lineage: Eukaryota; Fungi; Ascomycota; Eurotiomycetes; Eurotiales; Aspergillaceae. The record is from the annotation of a GenBank genome assembly.